AUUGAGUGAGGCGCGCGCUGCGAAUUGUCUUCUCGUGGUCGGUACAGUGGUCAUUGUCUUAACGUUUGUGGCACCUUUUCUUUGUUGUGUGCUUAUCUAAGUGUUGGUAUUUUAUGUUCGCAUCAAUAAUUGCGAGUAGAAUGCUCUUUUGUUUUUCUGGAAACCUUACACACAAGAAGAAACAACGGUAGAUACUUUAGGAUGUAGUAACCAACACUAUCCAUCAUCAGUAGUGCGAGUAGGGGAAACUUGUCGUUUCUGAGUUCUCUCUUCUAGGUCUUGAGGCUCAGUUCUUCAUGUUUGGUUGUACUCCGAUGGUCUCAGAAGUCUCUAGGUUUCCCUGCUUAUAACUUUGGAGGCAGUAAUUGUCUAUUUGAAGGUAUUUUAUUCGCAAAUCGUAGCACGGUUUUUUUUUGAAGGGAGGAGGAGGGGGGUAAAAAAGCUGCUGACAAGAUCAAUCAACCGUUUGCAAUUCCUGUUGUUGUAAGCGCCUGCAAGGUGAGGGGAACGAGAAAAAGAGGAGUGAAAAGUACUUAUGAAAAGCCUAACAUACCAUUGUUUCUGUGAUACUCGAUCACUAUUGGGUUUCAUUGUGUGUAGCUUGCACCUUGAUUCUAGAUUUUUCCUUCAGCAAAAUCUACGCAUGUAUAUAUGAAUGGAUUUCAGUAUCGCAGAGAUUUGCAGUGUUUUCAAUUCACAAGAAGGGAAGGAUAAUUGCCAAAAGCAAGUGUUGAAGUUGAUCCAGUUCUUGGGUUCAGAAGAAGGUUGGCCAUUAUGUACUUCUGUCCUGCUGAACUCUGAUUCCAAUCUCUCGAAUGUUGAUGCACUCCCAGAAGAGCAGAAAUCUGCCCUGUUCUUUCUGUGCUGUAGAGCAAUCGAAGAAGGUUUAAAAUCCAGUUUACCAGUACAACCGGAUGAGGCACCUAAAUUCGCUGCAUUUGCUUGUGAGUGGUUGAGAUGUCUCAUCAACCCUGCCGAUGGGAUUAGAAAACCGAAAUAUUUUGAAGCAAAGGCUGGUCAGCUAAUUAGCUUGGCUAUUGUACGAUAUUUCCCGAAUCAUUGGUCUUCGUUGUUCGAUGACCUCUUGACAAUACUAAUAGAAGCUACAGGUAAACAAGCUGGUGCAACAAAUAAGUCUGAUGUGGUGGCUGUUGAUUUGUUCCUUGAUAUUCUUAUUGACUUGGAUAGUUAUAUCAUUUCAAGAAAUGUCCAGUUAACCACUGAGGAACUGAAACGAAGUAAUGAACUGAAGGAUGCUAUGAGGGAGUCAUGUGUCGGUUCACUGAUACAUACGUGUUAUCAAUUAAUACACCGAUUUCUUGAUUCAUGUCAGUCGAAUGCAUUUUUAAUUCGAAAAAUCCUUCACACUAUUGGUUUAUACGCUUCUUGGGUCGAUUUAACUCUUGUUGCCAAUGCUGAAUGGAUUACACUGUUAAGUCGUUUAUUACAGCUGUCUGUUGAUAAUUCCUCAAGUGCAAUUAUUCGCUGUGGUCUAUAUUCAUGUCUAGUUGGUUUUGUCAAUAAAGGCAUGCCUGUAGUUGACAAACUCAGACUGUUAACAGGUAUUUGGGAGCAAUUAGGUACUAUGUUGCUGAAUGAUCCGAGUAUAUCCAGUUUUAUGAAUCAUACAGAUACUACUGACAAUGGUGACAAUAACUUGAAUGAUGAUCAGUUGGAAUCUUUAUCUACUCUUGCUACAUUGAUCGAUGCAAUGGGAAUUCAGUUACUGUCAGUGUACAGAAGUUUGUAUGAUGCAAACUCACCAACCGCCAACUGUACUCAGGCGAGUAGUCAAUUGCGAUCGAAUUGUGAUACAAACUCGUGCCUACCAAUAGCAUUAGAAGCUUUAGAAGAUAGAUUGAAUGUUGCUUUACGUUUGUUUGAACAUAAAGAAAGACAAGUUAGCCAAGUGCUUAUGCCGUUUCUUCGGUCUUAUCUAAGCUUGCUGAAAAGUGUUGCAAAUCCAUCAGAGAAUAUGUUAUCACCAGGUAGACGUCGACAGCGCAAUCGCAAUAGUUCUGCUUCUUUAGACUUACCCAGUUCUACGUGGGCCAGUACUACUACUACUACUACUGCAGCUCCUGGUCAUUUGGAGAUCAAUGAAAUGAGAUCGUUUUAUGUGAAGCGUCUUCUGUAUGCAUGUGUAGACAAAAUGAAGUGUCUGCCUAUCCGUGAUGAUCAGGAAGAUGAUGAGAGUGAAUAUGAAGAAUAUCGACAUGAAUUACGUACAUUAAUUGGAAAUAUAACACAAUUGGAUCCAAGAUUUGUAUUGGAUACUAUACAUCAAAUGGUUAGGCAUUCUUAUCAUUUAUUGUGUUCAAGAGAUGCGAAAAAAUCUUCAUUGACUUUAGAAUAUUUACAACAAAUUGAUGUCACACUGAAUUUAUUCUACUUGUUUGGUGAAACUUGUAAAGCUUCUAAAAAUGAUCAUUUCGCUCAGAGUUUUCCACUUCAUGAAAGUAUGAUUUCAAUCAUGUCUACUCUGUGCACCGAUUCAUUCUCGCAUUUACCACAUGAAGUUCUACAAUUGCAGUAUUUUGAGGUUAUGGCACGAUAUGAACGCUACUUUGCCCUAGUUCCAGAACACCUUUUCCAUGUGAUGCUUGCUUUCGUUGAUGACCGUGGUUUACACAGCCCGUGGCACAGUGUAAGACUUCGUUGUGCUUAUUUAAUCAAUCGGAUCAUAAAAUCUCACAGGAAAGCACUCCUACCGCAUACAGAAGAAUAUCUUUCACGUUUUACAGAUCUACUAGAGUUAUCUCUAGAACCGGAUUACAGUGUUUUAAAUAGUGAAGCAAAUGAAAGCAUUGGCUUUCUCAACGGUAAUACUGUUCAUAUAGGCAAAUCCGGCUCAACUGGUUUGGGAAUCACUGAACAAGGUUUUCUUUAUGAAGCAGCAGCUCAGUUGAUUGCUGCAGGCGGUGGUGGUGGCAAUGUUCAACUGCCUGUUUCAACUGACAAUGCCAAUGGAGAAGAUCGUAUUGGAGAGCUGUUUCGUGUUCUACUCACACCUGUAAUGAUUCAGUAUGAUCAAUUUGUCACAAAGUAUAUUUCAGAGCAAAAUCCUAAAAUAGCUGAAGUCCGCGGAAUUUUAGUUAAACAAGUGACUGAUUUAAUCACAAGAACUACUCGAGUAUUUUCACAAUCAAAGUCUGUUAUGACUUCAGGAUGUCAGGCCGUGUUAAUUGAUGCGAUGCGACUUAUAAUUUCAGAGCUAUCACGUUUUCCAACAGAAGCUGCCAGUCCUGGGCGACAGGCUGCAUGUACUGGAGUACGCGCUUUUCUACAUCGUAUGGUUGCGUGUAUCAUGCCUACAAGUGAACCUGGCUCUGUUGCACCCGAGAACUCGGUAACAUCGGAUAUCUUGUUAGCUGCACUUAUCGAUGCUAUCCCUCAACUAGUUAAACCCUUACGUUCUGGAACAUCAUGUUAUAAUGGUGACCAGGUAUCAGAUGUUAUGGACGCUGAACAACGCUGGAAAGAGAUCAGAGAUGUAAUACCUCUUGUUACCCAAGUUGUACUCAGAUAUAAGAAUCAAAGUAUUCCAUUCUUAUCAACGUGUCUGCCAGGUUUACUAGAGGCUAUAAUGAGUGCUGUAAAUGAACCCCUACCUCCAGAUCAUCCAACAUUAUUUGAAGAAAGAAAGUUACUUCGUCGUGGUUAUCUCCAGUUAGUCCAGAGUAUUUAUCAAUCGGUUCCGGAUGUUUUUUCUCAGCUUAUUAGUGAAAAUAUUGUACAAAAUCUUUCCACAGUUUUAGGACAAGUUCAAGCAUGCUUAGAAAGUGAUGAUCCAAUAGGUUUACGCUCAGGUGUGGUAUUAUUUUUACAGUUAAUUCAAUCAGCUGGUCAUGAUUCUCAUUUUUAUGAAGAUUUCUUAUUAUCCCACUUUAUUCCAUUUUGUAUUAUUGCACCAAUAUCUCCUACAUUUCGUACAACCGAUGGUCAAUUCAUAUUAGUUUUGGAUAAAAUCUCGGAGUGCCUACAUAUUUUGUCUGAAAAACAAGAUGGUCUCCAUAAUUAUUUAAAAGAUUAUUUUUUACCACGACAGCAGUUAUCUCCUGAAUUAAUUGAGUCGUAUACGUCUGCAUUGAAAGCAAAUUUAAAGGAUUUUCAAUCAUAUAAUAGGAGCUUCUAUGCGCGUUUCCAUUGAUGUAGUAUCUUGUGAAUAGUAAAUGCUUGAUUGGGAUGGAUAACUUCGAAAUGUGUAUUUCUUCUGUGUAAAAAUUAUUUGUUCAACAUGAUAACUUUGAUGUGUCUAUGCAUAGUAUCUGCAUAGAUAUAAAAAGGAGUGAUUGUGAUGUAUUAGAUUUUUUUUUUCCCUAUUUCUCAUCUCCUGUUUUCGUUGACUUUAUGUUUUCAUGUGUAUAACUUGUGUUCUUCUCUCAUUCCCUUCUGGAUUGAACAACUUAGAGAAUAAUUUGUUUAAUUGUUUCAACAUUCUUGGAUUCGAUAGUGUGUUUUUAUACGGUGCAUUUUUUUGUACUAUUCCAAUGGAAUUUUAUUUUUCAGCUUACAAUCGAUGAAAUAGUCCAUCAUAAAGCUCUUUAUUAAAGAAUUAUUACAGAUAGGCAAAUGUGCUAAUAAUUCCUUCCUUCAUUAAUAAUAGGCUUUACUACUAAUCAGAACUUCGUCAAGUCUCUAUCUCUUUGGAUCCCCCCCCCCCCCACCUCUAUCUUCAUUCUCCUGUUCGCUAAUUUAUUACUUAACUUUUUACCUUUCAGUAAAAUGGACAAAAUUUUGGUAUGUUCUUACUUUGUUUGAAUUCCUCUUAUUUUCUUCUACUUUCUUGUACAUGCUUACUACUGAUUGUGAUUAAUCCUAUGUUCAUAUACAAAUAAACAUAUCGAAAAAAAAAAAGUUUUAUAAAACCAUUUACUUUUCGAGAUUAAAGUACACUGUGUGUAAUAGUAUACCUUUUCAUGUAAGAUGUUCAGUGUUAUUCAGUAGGUGUUGUAUGUAUUGGUACUCAACAGCAAGGCGCUUUUUCGAAACUCUGUACUGAAGUUCUUACUGAUGGUUACACUGCAAACCUGUACGAUAAACGUAGAUCAAAGCUAGAAAUUUAAAUCAGUGCCUAUUGGUGACUAAAGGAUGCACAGGAUUCAAAAUUACGACCGGAACAGGUUGGCUGGCUUCA
Heterobilharzia americana is the source of this 5137-nucleotide messenger RNA. The record is from the annotation of a GenBank genome assembly. Lineage: Eukaryota; Metazoa; Platyhelminthes; Trematoda; Strigeidida; Schistosomatidae.